Psylliodes chrysocephalus is the source of this 1305-nucleotide messenger RNA. Lineage: Eukaryota; Metazoa; Arthropoda; Insecta; Coleoptera; Chrysomelidae. The record is from the annotation of a GenBank genome assembly.
AUCAAAUAGUUAUUCUAUUUUGAGUACCUACAGAUUUGAUGUUAACCUAAAAGUCUUCUAAUUUCAUUUAUUAACAAUAUAUUAUAAUGUUUGGUGCCAUAGAAAUAUUUCUUUUGAGUGUAUCAGUACUGUUUAUAGUUUUAGUUAAAUGUACGGAUAAAAAUCCACCACCAAUUUUUGGAAUAUACCAACGAAAAAGCGGUUUAUAUUGGUUCAAAGUGCUUUUUCUAUAUUUAAUAUUUAAUCUUCACCAGAUCAAACAAUUUUUUAAAGAAUAUGAACUAAAUAAAUUCGAAAAAUUCGAAAAACCGCAAAAAAUGCCCGUUGGUUUCGAAAAGGCUACCGAUGUAGUGACAUUUACUGGAGCAAAUAAAAAUGGUGAUUAUUUAAUAGUCAAUUUCGGUAAACGUCAUCAAUCUGUAGACGGAUACUUCUUUUUAAAAAUUAAAGACUCACAAUUAGGAGUGCUUGCUUUAGCUAAUUAUCCAGACAAUGAAUUAAAGAAAGCUGCCGAAAAUGAUUACGAAUAUUCAACUGAAGGUAUCGAGUUGAUUUGUGUGGAGCCAUUGAAAAAAUGGAGAAUAAUCUAUAAAGGAAAGAUGGUACAAGUUGAUAAUACAAAAAUAGACCACGAAGUUGAAAUUGAGGGAGUUUGGACCUCAGAUUUGCCUGCCUUUGAUAAAGCAACUAAUUUAGAUUAUCUAAACACCGCCAAAUGUAUUGCGUAUGAGAAAUUGAACAAAACUUAUUUCAAUAAUCUUAAAACAGGGAAAAGAGACGUGUAUGACCAAUGUGGAAUCUUACAGUUAAAAGUUACAAUUGGGGCUAAAAAUUAUAAACUUGUGCUCGAUACCAGUAAAUCAAGAAGUAUAGAAAAUAAUACAGACGAUAGUUUGUAUUACAAAGCUGGUUUUCACCAAUUUAGUACAGAAAAUGGUGACUUUUUCAAUGUGGGACAAGCAUGCGUCCCAUUAAUAGCUUCUCGACUUUCUGGAGGAUUUGUGUAUAAUGCGAAACAUAAGGAAUUUUAUCCUGUACAAAAAUGCAGUUUUGAGCUAUACAAAUAUGGCGGAAUAGACGCGUCUCCCGAUGAUUAUGGAUUUACUUUUAGAGCAGGCGAUAAAGACUAUGCUGUUAUAGUUGCUGCUAAGGACGCCCCCUAUGUAUAUUCGGGACCUAAUUGGGAAACUAAAACGUACCUAAAGAUGAGUACCUUUAAAGUGAACGGUAAACAAGGAUGGGGCGUUGCAAAAUGGAUUUACAGAAAUGUUGAUGGCAAAGAUGUAAAAUAAAUUUAAUUUAUAG